Messenger RNA from Gossypium raimondii (Peruvian cotton), 4180 nucleotides. RefSeq lists its product as uncharacterized. Gene Ontology annotation, biological process: regulation of cell cycle. Gene Ontology annotation, cellular component: nucleus. Lineage: Eukaryota; Viridiplantae; Streptophyta; Magnoliopsida; Malvales; Malvaceae. The transcript is spliced from 14 exons. The record is from RefSeq and is a predicted model, not a curated record. Gene Ontology annotation, molecular function: protein binding. The coding region runs from base 194 to 3955 and encodes 1253 amino acids.
GUUCGAUCCCCGGUAACGGCGACUAACUUUUUCCUUUAAUCAAAUAAAGUUUUUAGAAUUUCGAGGGAAAUGACGCAUUUCAAGAUUUUAGUUCCCGCCAUUUAAAAUGCCAUCUCUUCGUCUAUCUUGAAAAUCCUCUCUACUCGCUUAUUGUUAGUUGUUUGGAAAUCUUGCUUUCUUCUCAUUUCUUUGAAUGGCGAAAACUAAAGAAGGAGAACAAACAGCGAAAUUAGACGAUCUGGAGAUCGUUUCCAUUGGAUCUCUAUACAAAGGUCCCUGGGAGAAGAAGUAUUGGAGCUCCUCUAGGGGUAAAGAUCGAUAUCCUUAUCCUGUGGGCUAUCAAGCUGUUCGGGCUCACAAUGGAAGCACUUAUAAGACAGAAAUUCAUGAAGGUCCUAGAGGGCCUUUGUUUGUGAUCUCCUGUGAUGGGCAAUCGUGUUCUGGACAAACUCCAGAUAUUGCAUGGGAGAAAUUUCAGAAGAUGGGUUGCCCACAUUUGAAGAUAUGGCAUGGAAAGAGAUUCUCAUGCAAGAUAGACGGCGUGGAGUUUUUUGGAUUUAAAAAUCCAUUUGUUCAAAGGUUACUUAGGGAAUUGGUGGCAAAUGUCAAUGGAACAGCAGAAAGGAGUUUGUUAUAUUCCAGCUUUUGCAAUGGCGCUUCUAGAAUGGAUAAUGAUAAUGGGAGCUCAACUAUCUGUACUGCUUCUGAUUUACUACCAUACUUAGCCAGGCCACAGAUCAGGAAAAAGAGAAGUACAAGGUGUGAAAAAAUGCAAAGCAAGUUGGUUGACAGGCCUCGCCUUAAACGUCCCCGAUCUAAGGACCUGACUUAUGAUGCCGAGGGUUCAAAUUUAGUACCAGGGAAUCAAGUGAAACAUGAACAUGGGUUCUCGGUAACUCAUAAUGCUUUGGAAGAUGAAAUUGACAGAUUUCCCGAAGCAUCGGCAGUGCACUCUAAAUCAGCAGGGCAAAUUGUAGAAAACUCCCCAGCCAAAGAUGGUUUUCCAUCAAAAUCUGUUGAUUUUGUGGGUCAUCAUGGUGAGAAUGAAGCCAAGGGCAAGUUUAUUAGUACACAAAACGAAAAAUUCACUAGAGUAGCUAACAUUGCAUAUAAAGAGUUGGAUAGGUCACAAGAUACUGUACUGGAAGGAUUCUGUUUUCCUAUAAAAACAGAUGACAGACCUGAAGAUUCAUCAUUUCCAAGUGACUCCAUGGGCAUAAAUGAUGUCCAUCUUUAUGCACCUGAUACUUUGGAUUUUGAAGAUGAUAGGACAAAUGUUGCUUCAGGUGCAAAGGACAUAAAUGGCUUGGUGACUGAGUCUCAUCAAGAAGAAGAAAUAGGCACAUCUAAUUCAAAUACAGGUUCUGAAAAAAGUGAGUUUGAUUCGGUAGGUCAGGAAAUGGCUAAGUUGAUGAUGACUGUUUUACUUCCUCAAGCUGUUCCAUUGCUUAAGGAGUCUUCAAAGAAGAAAAAGGAAACAAUUAGCCCAUGCAAUGUAUUACCUCAUGUGAUGAACUCUCGAGAGGACAACAUUGUCACUAACCAUUUGUUGAAGCUUCCAUCUUCAGCCUUCAUUCUAACAGAGGAUGCACAUACAGAACAGGACACAAGACUGCAUAUCCAAGGUUUAGACCACGGUUUAGUUGUGCCAAAUCUUGAACACUUGAACUCUGUUAUUCUUGACAGUUUUGAGAAUAGUCAGGGAGGGGAUCAUGUAGCUAGCCAAGCUAUAUUGUUUUCAAAAAGUUUGGAGGUUAAUCAGACUAGUUUCAACAAAGAAGCAUUUGAUUCGAACAUCCAGGAACAGCUUGUUAGCAUCAAACCGAAUCAGGAAACACCAGUUUGUUGUGGCGAGAGCUCUGGGGACCAAGACACCAUCUGCCACAAGGAAGUAAACAUGGCUGAGUCUGUUUUAGAGUGUGCAUCUCCAAUCAUGAAAACUCUCUCUGAAGAUAUCCAGGGUGUUUCCAUAACUUUGGAUGAAAACUCAGCAGAUAUUGAAAACCAUUCCAAGCAAAAGAAGCCCAAGAAUGCACUUAAUUGUGCUGAAGUUGUGGGUGCUAAUGAUAUUAAUUCAAGAGGAAUUGCAAGUUCAUUGAAAAUAUCAGGGAAAGACAGUAGUGCUGAAACCAGGGCUCCUACUACUAACUCUUCCCAUCAAGACCAAAAUAAAGUGUAUACCAGAAAGAAAAUCUCAAAGCAAGCUUAUUCAACUAGAAAAUACGUUGGUCCUCUAUCUGAAAGUAUCAUAUGCAGAAAUUCUGGAGAUGAUUAUGCCCCUAAUAACUCUGCUAUGCCUGGAACUUCACUUGUUUCAAAGAGUUGUCACUCUUCUGAUGACAAACCAUGCAAUAGAGAUGUCUUUGGUAAUACAUCCAUGCUUGAAGGACGGUCCUGUGGAUUGCCUACGGAGAAAACUACUGCGUAUUGCAAACCUGAAAUCAAUAAUAUGCCACCUAUUCUAUCUAAUGAAAACCAAAAGUUGACUUGUGCAUCUAAAAAGGAUGCAUCUUGUUUACUCAAUCAACCUGUUUCACUUGAAAGGGGGUAUCAAGAAAAUUGUUACAAAGAGAGGUUUAUUGUAGAAAACGGCUGUUCUGCAUCGUAUCAAAAUCAGGUGACUAGUUUUUGUGACAAGAACUUAUCUACAGCAAUGGAAGUUCAAGGUGGUUCAGGUGUCAACCAUCAUGGGGGUGUAGAGCUUAGUAGUGAUCUAAGGGGCAUUGUCAACCUUGUAGGAGGUUAUUUUCAUCCUUUGCCGAUUUCAUCAGUAUUGCUGGGUACAAAAGGAAAUGAAAUCCACAUUUGUGUUUCAUGUGGUCUUCUUGUAGAUACGGACAGAACCUUGUUCAUCUACAAGGUAGCUACUGAAGUACCAAGGAAAGGAUGCCCUUCUUUUGUUGGCUACACAUCAGUAGCAUUACCAUCUUCUGAAAUUGGUGUAGAAAAAUGUGGCUUACAAUUUACCCCAGAUGGGCAAUGUCUUGUUUUACUUGACAGCAUUAAAACACCUUAUUGCAGGGAAGGGAGAAUAGAUUGUAUCUGCUCAAUUUGUUUUUCAGGCUGCUCGAAGGAGAAUGCAGUAAAAAUUGUGCGGGUGAAUCCUGGUUAUGUUUCUUUGGUUGCAAAAUUGGAGACAGUUGAAAGUGUGCUAUGUAUACUGGUUUGUGAAAAUGACUAUCUUCUUGCUGCUGGAAAGAGUGGGAGACUGUAUCUUUGGGCCAUGAAUUCAACAUGGAGUGCAUGGACAGAAGAAUUUAUUAUACCAUCUGGUGACUGCAUAUCCGCUUGUGUAGUGGAGUUGAAGAGAAUUCCAAAGUGUGCUCAUCUGGUGAUUGGGCAUAAUGGUUUUGGGGAUUUUGUUAUAUGGGAUAUUCUGAAAAGGGUCAUUAUCUCAAGAUAUUCUGGUUCAGGCGAUCCAAUCAAGCAAUUCUUACCGAUCAGUUUCCUUAGUUGGCAGCCUGUUUUCAGCUACGAUGACAUGAAAGAGCGCAUUGAUGAAAUCACCACAUCAACAAAAUUUUGGUUUUCCAAACAUAAGGAUAGUUCUUUUCUUCCAUUAGAGGGGAAAGAUGUUGCUAUCUGGCUUCUUGUCUUGACUAAUUCUGGUGCUCAGCAUGAACAUUUAUCAAGUAAUCGCCUAGCAAAUACAUCCAGAUGGUGGAGGCUAGCUUUGCUGGUGAAGGACACGAUGAUCUUGGGAAGUACACUAGAUCCAAGGGCUGCUACAGUUAGUGCGUCACUUGAUCACGGGAUCAUGGGAAGAGAUGAUGGUUUAGUGUAUAUGUGGGAAUUGUCCACCGGAACUAGACUUGGCGUUUUGCAUCAUUUCAAAGGUGGGCGUGUUUCGUGUAUUGCAACAGAUGAGUCGAGGCCAGAAGUUGUGGCUGUGGCUGCUGAUGACGGGCAGUUGCUGCUCUAUCUACACAACCAAGAAAACUUAGUAAAGAAGUAAGUAGCAAAUAAGGUAGCUACUCUUCCAUGAUUCUCUCUUGUUUAAACGUGUAACUGCUCUAUCUACACAACCAAGGAAACCUAGUAAAGAAGUAAGAAAAGUAGCAAUUAAGUUGGCUACUCUUCCAUGAUUCUCUCUUGUUUAAACGUGUAACUUUGUUGUUGAUCGUAAUAGUGCAACACAGAUCCCAGUAUAAUUGUUUCAAACAUAUUCUUUUUCGCCCAA